Pteronotus mesoamericanus is the source of this 617-nucleotide messenger RNA. RefSeq names its product MIA SH3 domain containing (gene MIA). Bases 1 to 396 code for a protein of 131 amino acids. The record is from RefSeq and is a predicted model, not a curated record. The transcript is spliced from 4 exons. Gene Ontology annotation, biological process: extracellular matrix organization. Lineage: Eukaryota; Metazoa; Chordata; Mammalia; Chiroptera; Mormoopidae. Gene Ontology annotation, molecular function: protein binding.
AUGAUGACUUGGUUCAGGGUGUUCCUUGGCGUUGUCUUGCUGUCUGCCUCACCAGGGCCUACUAUUGGGGGCCGCCCCAUGCCCAAGCUGGCUGACCGGAAGCUGUGUGCUGAUGAGGAAUGCAGCCACCCCAUCUCCAUGGCUGUGGCCCUUCAGGACUAUGUGGCCCCUGACUGCCGUUUCCUGACCAUACAUAGGGGCCAAGUUGUGUAUGUCUUCUCCAAGCUGAAGGGCCGUGGCCGGCUCUUCUGGGGAGGCAGUGUUCAGGGAGAUUACUAUGGAGACCUGGCUGCUCGCCUGGGCUUUUUCCCCAGUAGCAUUGUACGGGAGGACCAGAUCCUGAAACCUGGCAAAAUCGAUGUGAAGACUGAUAAAUGGGAUUUCUACUGUCAGUGAGCUCAGCCUAAUGCUGUCCCUGCUGUAUUUUUCUCCCGGCUUUAUACAAAUAUAUCAGCCAAAUGCAAACUGCAAGUCUCUGUGGUCUUUGUGGUGAGGAUCUAUAAAGGAAGUGGGUUCCCGUUCCUGAAACUAGCCAAUCAACCCACAGUCGGCAGUAACGUCAGUGGUUGCUAGGCAGAAUUUCACUGACUAAAAGCCCUUUGCUCUAACCUGGGUUC